GUAGCGGCCAGUGCGCCUGCGCGGGCACCCCCACGUCGUCACCAUGUCGGGCUACCAGAAAGUAUUCAAUGGCCAGCACAACGAGCCACCACCGCAACCACAGUAUCACGGCUACAGCGACCUUGAGAUGACAACGGGCGGCAACAGCAAUUGGCACGUCACUGAACAUCUGCACCCGGCGCCCCAAGUCGCGUUCCCGGACAAUGCGCCGCCCGAGGUCGACACGUCAAACUUUGCCCCAGAGGCGACAUACCCGCCCUCCGCAGCCGGCACGCCCCCCUACUCAUAUUACAAACAUGGAAGGCAGGCUGAGCUAAUGCCGAAAGAGGAUGCGAACGAUAGGCUUGAGCCAAUACGAGGCAAUAAUGCCAGGACAUGUGGGAUGCCACGGAGGACGUUCUGGAUCGUGCUUGGCGUGCUGUUCGCAAUGGUGGCGAUAGGCGUGGGAGUGGGCGUGGGUGUCAGCAUGGCUAACAACAGCCAGCGAUCUGGCAGCGCCGGUAGCAAUGCCGGGGGUGUGCCGGACCCUGUGGACAACACACCGGCAGUCGACGCGGACCCGUCGGCUAUGUCGCCCAACACGAAGCUCGCGGCAACCAACAUCACCGACGGCUACGGCUUCGAGAGCCGAUUUCUGUUCUGGCAGGUCAACAGUGGCGCUAUUCGGAUGGGCUCGUACAACUCGUCAAUAGGGGAGUGGGUAGUUACGCCGAUCAGUGACGAUUUGAAGGUGGACGCGAGGGAUAUCGCGCCUGGAACGGCGAUCUCAGUGGCGGGUGCAUACAAGACAUCAACGUCCUUUGACAUACACCUCUGCUGGAUCUCCUCGGUCCAGAAAGUUAUGUGUUACCUCUGGCGCCCCGUGUCCACUAUCCCCGCCGACCUGCCAGGCACUUGGAACCGAGCGAGCCUUUCGGGUUUCUACACGGCGGCCAAUGGGACCAGCCUAGCAACAUACUCGCGCUUCUGCUCCUUCUGCGACUCGACACCGUUCGUCUUCUGGCAGGCUCCCGAGCUCGACGGGGGCGGAAUCCAGGGCACCUACCAUGACGGGACGGAGUGGAAGACCAUUGCCGACGUCACAGAGACCGACUCGAUCCCGGCCAAGCCGGGCACUCCUCUGUUCAUGCUGCCGGUCGGCAUCAGCAAAGCGCUCAACAGCCUCAACUUGUACUACAUCUCGGGCAGCAACAUCCCGACCACGGUGACCAACCUGCCGGCCAUCGACGCGCCGACCCGGUGGCGGCGCAACACCCUCGACGGCGGGCUGGCGAGCGACCGGCCGAGCUCGAUCGCCGCGUUCUCCACGCAGCCGCAGGACGACGGGCGGGCGGACGCCAACACCAAGGACGACUUUGCCAUGGUGGACGCGCAGGUGCUGAUCGCGGGGCGGGACGAGGGCGCUCUCGAUUCGGCCGUGCGGGUGCAGUUCUACAGCGGCGGGCGAUGGAACGCGCUGAGUGAUCCCGUGGCGGACCUGGCAGAGUGUGCGGCAAAGGGGGUGCUCGCUGCGAAUCCCCAGGGCAGGGUGUACUGCCUCGUCAGUGGGAAGGACAAGAACGGCCAGGAAAGCGCCCAAGUUGUCGAGUUCCAGGGCGGCAAGGAUGUGGGCAAGUUUACGAGACUGGGCGUCGUCAAGACUGACACGUGAGAUGUGAGUUGGGGGUUUAGACUGCAUUGAAGCGAU
Messenger RNA from Microdochium trichocladiopsis, 1687 nucleotides. RefSeq lists its product as uncharacterized. The transcript is spliced from 2 exons. The record is from RefSeq and is a predicted model, not a curated record. Lineage: Eukaryota; Fungi; Ascomycota; Sordariomycetes; Xylariales; Microdochiaceae. Bases 44 to 1651 code for a protein of 535 amino acids.